AUGAAAAUGCAAACACUCCACUUCUCUUCUUCUCUCUUGUUCCUGUCUCUUGUUUUCCUCUCAUGUGCUUUCCUAAUCUCACCACAACACCCUCCGUCACAGCCACCUUCUGAGCCUUCGUCACCUUCUGUGCUUCCCUCACCGCCACCUUCUCUGCCUCCGUCACAGUCACCUUCUUUGCCUCCGUCGCAGCCACCUUCACCACCACCUUCUUUGCCUCCGUCACAGUCAACUUCUGUCGCUUGUAAGUCAACUCCAUACCCUAAGCUCUGCCGUACGAUCCUCUCCGCUGUCAAAUCCUCGCCGUCCGAUCCCUACCGUUACGGCAAAUUCACGAUCAAGCAAUGUCUCAAACAAGCAAGCCGUCUCUCCAAAGUCAUCAACAGUUACGUACGGCGCUUGAGAAACAAACCCGGCUCCGCGACGGCCGAGGAAUUCGGCGCGGUGGCGGAUUGCGGCGAGUUAGCUGAGCUGAGUGUGAGCUACCUCGAAACGGUCACGGCAGAGCUCAAAAUGGCGGAUAUGAUGACGUCAGCGCUCGUGGAGCAUGUGAACAGUCUUCUCAGUGGUGUUGUGACGAAUCAGCAGACUUGCGUUGACGGACUCGUGGAGGCCAAGAGUGGAUUCGCCGCCGCCAUUGGAUCGCCGAUGGGGAAUCUCACGCGCCUUUAUAGUGUGUCGUUGGGGCUUGUGAGCCACGCGCUUAACCGUAACAUAAAGAGGUUUAAAGCCUCUAAAGGGAAGAUUCUCGGUGGUCAAAACACAACCUAUCGCGAGCCGCUCGAGACUUUGAUUAAGGUUUUACGUAAAACAUGCGACAAGGAAAAAGAUUGCCGGAAAGACCGGAAGUUGGGUGACCUUGGGCAGACAAGCGGCGGUUCCGUCCUCGUGAGGCAAGUGGUUAUCGUCGGUUCGUACAAAAACGAUAACUUCACAACCAUCAGUGACGCAAUUGCAGCGGUACCUAAUAACACUAGACCGGAGGAUGGUUACUUUGUCAUAUACGCAAGAGAAGGUGUCUACGAAGAAUAUAUUGUUGUUCCCAUCAACAAAAAGAACUUAAUGCUUAUGGGAGAUGGAAUCAAUAAGACGAUCAUUACCGGGAACCAUAAUGUUGUUGAUGGUUGGACUACGUAUAAUUGCUCCAGCUUUGCGGUGAUUGGAGAGCGGUUCAUGGCGGUCGAUGUUACAUUCAGAAACACAGCCGGACCUGAGAAACAUCAAGCAGUGGCUUUGAGAAAUAAUGCUGAAGGAUCGACUUUUUAUCGGUGUAGUUUUGAAGGCUAUCAAGAUACUCUUUACGUCCAUUCUCUCAGACAAUUCUACCGUGAAUGCGAUAUAUAUGGUACCAUCGAUUUUAUAUUCGGAAACGCAGCAGCAAUAUUUCAAAACUGCAACAUAUAUGCUCGAAAACCAAUGGCAAAGCAGAAGAAUGCAAUUACAGCUCAUGGAAGAACCGAACCAGACCAAAACACAGGAAUCUCUAUCAUAAACUGUACGAUCAAAGCCGCCCCAGAUCUUGCAGCUGAUCCUACCUCGACCAUGACGUUUCUAGGGCGGCCGUGGAAGCCUUACUCAAGGACUGUUUUCAUGCAAUCAUAUAUUAGUGACAUUGUCCAACCAGUCGGGUGGCUCGAAUGGAACGGUACGACUGGAUUAGAUACGAUUUACUACGGUGAGUACGAUAACUUUGGGCCGGGGGCAAAGACUGACCGGAGAGUGCAGUGGUUAGGGUACAAUUUAUUGGACAUGGCACAAGCCAUGAACUUCACGGUUUACAACUUUACCAUGGGAGAUACAUGGGUCCCGCAAACCGAUGUUCCUUUCUAUGGUGGUUUGGUUCGCAAAGAAUGA
This is a messenger RNA of Thlaspi arvense, 1854 nucleotides long. The record is from the annotation of a GenBank genome assembly. NCBI's taxonomy places the organism in Eukaryota, Viridiplantae, Streptophyta, Magnoliopsida, Brassicales, Brassicaceae.